AUGGACGUGAACGUCAAGCACGCUGGCAAGACACUCAAUGUCGUCCUCAAUCCUGAGAUACCGCCUUUGCACUUCAAGGAGGCAAUUUACCAGGUCACUGGAGUCCCAGUGGACCGUAUGAAGGUCAUGGUGAAAGGUGGCGUUCUCAAGGACGACACAGACUGGAAAAAGAUCAACCCCAAGGCUGGACAGACGUUCAUGGUUAUUGGCGCUGCUGGAGAACUACCCAAGCCUCCGGAGAAGCCUAUUACUUUCCUCGAAGAUAUGGAAGACUCCGAACUUGCAGAGGCACUGGCGAUGCCUGUGGGCCUCAAAAACUUAGGAAAUACCUGUUACAUGAACUCUACGAUUCAAGCUAUCCGGGCGAUACCACCUCUCCAAUUGGCACUCAAUAAGGCAUCCACUACGCCACCCCUCGUAUUGACCAUUCGCGACCUUUACAACGACAUGUCUCGUACCACCGAACCUGUUGUUCCCUAUGCUUUCCUGACCGCUCUUCGUCAAACACAUCCCCAGUUUGGCGAAAUAGACAGAAGCGGCGCCAGUGGUGGCAUUGCUCGUGGGUUCGCCCAGCAAGACGCGGAAGAAGCCUACAGCCAGAUCCUCAACUCUCUGCGUGAAGUCCCCGACUCGGAUGAUCCAAGCAAGAAGUUCCUUGAUCAAUGGAUGGCCGGUGAGAUCCAGCGAGUGACAAAACUCGAAGUCGAUCCAUCAGAAACACCCGAACCUCCUACCAUUACCACCGAGAAGGUCAUGAAGUUAGAGUGCCAUAUAUCAAUUAAUACGAACUACAUGGCUACCGGAAUCUCUAACUCACUGAAGACAACCCUAACAAAACACUCCCCUAGUCUCGGGCAUGACGCGUCGUAUAUCCAAACCGCGUGCCUUACGCGUCUACCUGCGUACCUUACUGUUCACAUGGUCCGAUUCGCGUGGAGGGCUGAUGUUGGACGCAAAGCGAAGAUCAUGCGUAAAGUCAAGUUCCCGACUACUUAUGAUGCUCUGGAAAUUGUUUCGGAAGAUCUCAAAAGCAAACUUACGACGGUGAACCGACGUCUAGUGGAGAUCGACAAGAGUCGAGCGGAACGACGGAAAGCUCGACUGAGGCGUCGGGGUUUGGCCGGUGGUACGGAAGCUCAAGCCAUGGAUAUCGAUGACGGGGAACCGGAAUCAGUGAAGAGAGCAAAAGAACGAGAAGAGAUUGAUAACCUUGUGGAUCCCGCCAUCAAAGCUGAUACCGGAGCCAGUUGGAGUGGAUUGUAUGAUCUCGUGGCCAUUGUGACGCACAAAGGCGCGGCUGCAGACUCCGGUCAUUAUAUUGGAUUCGCUAAGAAAAGCGUGUUCCAUGAUCCGUCGUACUCUGGAGCUCCGGUCACCGACAUGGAUGUUAACGCUCUCGAUAGCAUCGAAGCCGAUGAAGAUUGGUACAAGUUUGACGACGACAAAGUAUCCGUGUUCCCCAAGGACAAAUUGGGUACUCUGGACGGCGGCGGGGAGGAUUCCUCCGCCUAUGUUUUGGUAUAUCGAAGUCGAGUUGUGUAGACCUAGAAACGUUCAAAAAGCAACAUGUGUACAAGUAAUCGUCAUGCCUGUUAUUGGUGUAAUUGCAAACCGUUUCGACGGAAACUCAUG
Molecule: messenger RNA, 1632 nt
Organism: Guyanagaster necrorhizus
Lineage: Eukaryota; Fungi; Basidiomycota; Agaricomycetes; Agaricales; Physalacriaceae
Product: cysteine proteinase
Exons: 8
Coding region: 1-1542 (513 amino acids)
Biological process (GO): regulation of proteasomal protein catabolic process; protein deubiquitination; proteasome-mediated ubiquitin-dependent protein catabolic process
Molecular function (GO): proteasome binding; protein binding; cysteine-type deubiquitinase activity
Source: RefSeq, a predicted model, not a curated record